CGGAGUCCUUCGCUUCUCCAUCUUCCUCUAAGCACACGCAUCUGGCCCCUCUGCACGGAUUCCGCUGUAUCCAGCCCGCCUAGUUUUGGUGUUUUCCGUUUUUCUUUCCCCGAAGAGCGUCUUCCCGUUUUCGACACUCCUAGAUCACAAUGGCUGCUAACGGCGCCAACGGGACCAACGGCUCUGCCAACGGCGUGAGCGGGCGGAAGCACUACAAUGAGGGCACCUUCCUCUUCACCUCCGAGUCCGUCGGUGAGGGCCACCCCGACAAGAUUGCUGACCAGGUCUCGGAUGCCAUUCUCGACGCUUGCCUGGCCGAGGAUCCCCUCUCCAAGGUCGCUUGCGAGACGGCUACCAAGACGGGCAUGAUCAUGGUCUUCGGUGAGAUCACGACCAAGGCCAAGAUCGACUACCAGAAGGUGGUCCGCAACACCAUCAAGGACAUCGGCUAUGACGAUUCGUCCAAGGGGUUUGACUACAAGACUCUCAACCUUCUUGUCGCGAUCGAGGAGCAGUCCCCGGAUAUCGCGCAGGGUCUGCACCUCGACGACCGCCUCGAGAACCUCGGUGCUGGUGACCAGGGCAUCAUGUUCGGCUACGCCACCGAUGAGACUCCCGAGCUGUUCCCCCUGACCCUGCUCUUCGCUCACAAGCUCAACGCGGCCAUGGCCGCUGCUCGCCGCGAUGGCACGCUCCCCUGGCUCCGCCCCGACACCAAGACCCAGGUCACGAUCGAGUACAAGCACGACAAUGGUGCUGUCGUGCCCUUGCGUGUCGAUACUGUCGUCGUCUCCGCCCAGCACUCGGCGGAUAUCACCACGGAGAAGCUGCGCAAGGAAAUCCUCGAGAAGAUCAUCAAGAAGACCAUCCCGGCUAAGUACCUGGAUGACCGGACCAUCUACCACAUCCAACCCUCGGGCCUUUUCGUCAUUGGCGGUCCCCAGGGCGACGCCGGCUUGACCGGCCGCAAGAUCAUUGUCGACACCUACGGCGGCUGGGGUGCCCAUGGUGGUGGUGCCUUCUCCGGCAAGGACUUCUCCAAGGUCGACCGCUCGGCCGCCUACGUCGGCCGGUGGAUUGCCAAGUCUCUCGUCGCCGCCGGUCUCGCCCGCCGCGCCCUCGUUCAGCUCUCCUACGCCAUCGGCGUUGCUGAGCCCCUCUCGAUUUACGUCGACACGUACGGCACCUCGGAGAAGACGUCGGAUGAGCUGGUCAAGAUCAUCCGGGACAACUUCGACCUGCGGCCCGGUGUCAUCGUCAAGGAGCUGGAUCUUGCCAAGCCCAUCUACCUGCAGACCGCCAAGAACGGCCACUUCGGUACUAACCAGAAUUUCAGCUGGGAGAAGCCCAAGCCGCUCAAGUUCUAAGUGAGAUGCAAUGUCGCAGAAGAUUCAACUUCUCUCUGCUGAUACCGUCUCGCUCGUCUUUGGACGAUCUCUUUUUUCCCUUUUAUCCCUCGAAGUUACUAUUUUAUGGCAUAUGGAUGGAUAAGCAUUACUGGCGUACGGUUCUCAACAAACCUGGGUGGGCGGAUAGACUUAUAUCCCUGUUAUUUCUCUUUUCUGUUUGGGUCUCUCUGGCUUACGGGGCAAAAUAGCGGCGGCGUGGGGGUGGUCUAAUGGCUGCUGGGACAAGUCAAUGCUUGAUUUGGCUUUCCGUUGCGUUUCUUGCUUCGCAGGUGGCGGAAGUACGCCUCGAGGAACAUCCUUUUCCCCUGCGAAUACCGAGACAGCUCGCCAGGUCAAAGACGGGUGAUUUACGGGCGGCAGGCGUCUUUCAACAGAGACAUCGCAUGAGCCAAGAAGGCGCCAAGUUUAUGACAUCGCGAUACCCCAUUGGGCACGGCAUAUGAGGGCAAAAGACAUCGGCGUUUUGGGGAAACAAAAGAAUUUCAACAUCUUUUCUUUUCCUGAAUUAUUAGACGUCGAUAAUAGUCUUUUUGGCUUGGCGCGGAAAGAGAGAAGGGGCUCGGGGUGGCCGAGUCCCAGGCCAAACACUGCUUCAGCUUGGGAAUGAAAGCGGGAAGCCCGUCGAGAGGCGAUGUGCUUAUCGGAAUAGCUCAUGAAUAGCAGCCUUGGCCUUUUGGUGC
Molecule: messenger RNA, 2089 nt
Organism: Thermothielavioides terrestris NRRL 8126
Lineage: Eukaryota; Fungi; Ascomycota; Sordariomycetes; Sordariales; Chaetomiaceae
Exons: 4
Coding region: 150-1367 (405 amino acids)
Biological process (GO): S-adenosylmethionine biosynthetic process
Cellular component (GO): cytosol
Molecular function (GO): methionine adenosyltransferase activity; ATP binding
Source: RefSeq, a predicted model, not a curated record